Messenger RNA from Thermothelomyces thermophilus ATCC 42464, 1766 nucleotides. RefSeq lists its product as uncharacterized. The transcript is spliced from 2 exons. Lineage: Eukaryota; Fungi; Ascomycota; Sordariomycetes; Sordariales; Chaetomiaceae. Gene Ontology annotation, cellular component: cytoplasm; nucleus. Gene Ontology annotation, molecular function: zinc ion binding. The record is from RefSeq and is a predicted model, not a curated record. The coding region runs from base 291 to 1670 and encodes 459 amino acids.
GCAGCCCAAUAGAAAAAAAAGCUGGGGGCGGCGGUCCGAACCUUCGGGAAGCUUGGCGACGCAUCGGUCUGCUCCCGGCAGCUCUCUGGAGGCUUCCAUAACCUGCCCAAGUUGUGUCAUGCGCUAGCUCGCCCAACGCCUCGGGGCCCCACUGUGGUCCGGAGGGGUCGAGGCUGCGAACCGCGCGACUGCAACCGCUUAUUACCCCGCCAUAGCUCAACUCCAUUUUACCCCUCCAAAAUUUUCUCGAGGACGGGAUAUCCCAAGGAGAACCGCACACGACAGACAAGAUGCCCGAGCUAUUCAACCCCAUCGGCCAAAAGGUUGAGAAGGUCGAGAAGGUCGCUCCGGCGACCGGCCCCAAUGGGACGACCGAUGACGAUGACGACAAGGUGGUGGAGGAGAUUGAGUCCCUCUGCAUGAACUGCGAAGAGAAUGGCACGACACGCCUCCUUCUGACUAAGAUCCCGUACUUCCGCGAGAUCAUCAUCAUGUCCUUCUCGUGCGAUAAAUGCGGCUUCACCAACAACGAGAUCCAGCCUGCCGGCACCUUCCAACUUAAAGGCGUACACUACGAGCUCCGGUUGACCUCCCUGGACGAUUUCCAGCGGCAGGUCAUCAAGUCAGACACAGCCACUGUCAAGUUUAUCGAACUCGACGUCGAGAUCCCCGCAGGAAAAGGCCGGCUCUCCAACGUGGAGGGCCUGCUGAGCUCCAUCAUCGAGGACCUGGCUUUCGGCCAAGAGAAGCGCAAGGAAGAAGCCCCUGAAGUAUACGCCAAGGUCGAGGAGAUCAUCACGAAGGGGAGAAAGAUGCUCGCUGGCGAUGCAUUCCCGUUCCGCGUUGCCGUCGAUGACCCUGCCGGCAACUCGUUCAUCGUACCUGACCCGCGCGACGGCGUGGGCAAGUGGGAGAAGCGCGAGUACCUCCGCACGCCCGAGCAGAACGCGGCCCUCGGUCUCGCAGACACCUCUGCGACGGGCGACCUGGACGCGGAUGGCAACAUCAUCCCCGACCAGGUCUAUUCGUUCCCCGCCUCUUGCCCGGGUUGCCUGCACCCCUGCACGACCAACAUGAAGAUGGUCGACAUCCCGCACUUCCGGCAGGUCGUCAUCAUGAACACGACGUGCGAGGACUGCGGCUACAAGUCCAAUGACGUCAAGACGGGCGGCGAGAUUCCCGAGAAGGGCCGCAAGGUGACCCUCCGCGUCCGUAACGCUGAGGACCUCGCCCGCGACAUCCUCAAGAGCGAGAGCUGCGCCCUCGAGUGCCCGGAGCUUAACCUGUCGGUCAACCCGGGCACGCUCGGCGGUCGCUUCACCACCGUCGAGGGCCUGCUGACCCAGGUGCGCGACGACCUGCACAACCAGAUCUUCGAGGCCGACGCCGAAGCCGGCGAGGCGGCUCGCAAGAAUGAUUCGCUCAGCCCCGGCGAGAGGACUCGCUGGGAGGAGUUCUUCACCAACCUCAACGCCGCCAUCAAGGGCGAGAAGGAGUUCACCAUCGUGCUCACCGACCCGCUGGCGAGCAGCUACGUCCAGAGCCUCGCGGACGACCCCAGCCAGCCCGACGAGCAGAUUAUUGUGGAGGACUAUGACAGGACGGAUGAGGAGGAGGAGGAUCUGGGUCUCAAGGAUAUGAAGACGGAAGGGUAUGAGCAAGACGUUUAGAAACCGGAGAAGGGUGCGGGUUUUGUUGUCUUUGGUAUUUAGAUUUUGGUGGGAUUUUUUUUUCUCUUUUUCUUAUGGUGACGGCCUUCCUCUCGU